AUGUUAAAUAGUAGAGUGUGUGGAGAGUUUGAAAGUAUAUGGAAGCUUUUUCCAGAUGAUUUAAAUGCAUCUGGAGAAUAUUAUAUUGGUGGUGGAACGAUCAAAAACUACUGCCCUAAAAAAAACUGUGACAGCGAUAUCAAUAAGAUUGAUGCUGGAUGCUUAUGGUUAUUUAAUCAAUUUUAUGGAAAACCAUAUAAUUUUUCGAAUUAUGCAAAUGACAAUAUUGGUAUUGUUGUAUUUAUUAUGAUAUGGUUAGGCUAUAAAUUAAAUAAAAUGUUAAAUAAAGAAUUUCCCAAUUUAAAAGAUUUUUAUAGUAAAAACAUUCAAAAUGUCGAGGAGUAUAAAAAUUCUAUAGAUGAUGUUUCGGAAUAUAAAUCUUAUAUUGAUCUUAUAAAUAAAAACGAGUAUGUGAUAAAUAUUUCUAAUGAAAAUAUGUCUAAACUUUAUGAUUUAUUUAAAAAUUUGUGUAAAAUGUAUAAUGAAGUUUCAAAGACGAACAAGGAUAGAACAAAAUAUUCAAAAUAUGCUAAAGAAUUUGUUAAAAAAUAUAAAGAUCUUAAUGAAGAUUCUAAUAAUGUUGAAGGAAGUUCAUAUAAACAAAUAUUGUCUACAUUAUCAAGUGAAUAUACAUAUUUUAGAAAUAGUUACGUUAAUUCUAAUAUACGAAAUAUAUUUCCAGAACUUAUAACGGAAAAAACACCACAAGUUUCUAUAACUUCUAAAGAAUCACAAAUGCAUGAAACAUCGAGUGAAAUACCAGAAUCAAGAUCUGAAGCUGAUGUAUCAGAUUCUCAAACAACACUAUUUAGUUCAUUGACAAUAAACAAACUAAUUCCAAUUCCAUUUAUAUUUGUUGCAACAUUCAUUUUAUUAGGAAUUGCAUAUAAGUAUUCGUUAUUCGGAUUUCGGAAACGACCUCAAAAACAAUAUUUAAGAGAGAAGCUAAAAAAAUAA
Plasmodium yoelii is the source of this 957-nucleotide messenger RNA. Its product is annotated as PIR protein. The record is from RefSeq and is a predicted model, not a curated record. The coding region runs from base 1 to 957 and encodes 318 amino acids. NCBI's taxonomy places the organism in Eukaryota, Apicomplexa, Aconoidasida, Haemosporida, Plasmodiidae. The transcript is spliced from 3 exons.